UGGGCUCCGUAGCACGCAGUUCCACAACGUGCGAGCAGUGAAGUGAGGACUGUUGGUUUGAACAGCUUAAACUGCUUCUAGCUGCGAGUCAUUAUAACCAAAAUGGCAGAAAGUCAAGAAGAGAUGUCUCCACUGGAGGCAAAAGUGGCACGACAGAUCGAGUACUACUUUGGCGAUCACAAUCUUCCAAGAGACCGGUUUCUCAAAGAGCAGCUGCAGGUUGAUGAUGGCUGGGUGACUUUCGAGACGAUGCUGAAAUUCAACAGGUUGAAGUCUUUAACCACAGACAGCAGCGUCCUCAUUGCAGCUCUGGAGAAGUCAAAGACUGGUCUCUUGGAAAUCAGUGAAGACAAGACAAAGAUCAGGAGGUCUCCCAGCAAGCCCUUACCCGAACAGAACGAUGAAUACAAGGAUGCAGUUAAACACAAAUCUGUAUACAUGAAAGGUUUCCCUCUUGAAACAUCCCUGGAUGAGAUUCAGGAGUGGCUGAAUGGGAAAGGCUCGGUAGUAAACAUUCAGAUGAGAAGAAACCUCCAAAGGCAGUUCAAGGGAUCUGUGUUUAUCUGUUUUGACACUGAAGAGUCAGCCAAGCAGUUCCUAGAACGCACGGAUAUAAAAUCAUUCAAAGACAACGAGAUGCUUGUGUUAUCAAGGGAAGCCUACCAUGCCAAGAAGGUAGAAGAGAGAAAACAGUUUAAAGCAGAGACAAAAGCAAAAGUUAAACAGGAAAAGGAACAACAGCAGAAACACGCAGAAAAAAAAGAAAUGGAUCUGCUUUUGGAUGAGCAGUCAGGACGUUUACUGAAGUUUUCAGGAGAGCUUGAAGGUGUUUCAAGAGAAGACUUCCACGAAUUGUUCUCUGGGCAUGGAAACAUAAAGUGGGUUGACUUCACAAGAGGGGCCAAAGAGGGCACCCUUCUGUUUGACGGGAAAGCACAGGAAGCGUUAGAUAAAGCCAAAACAGCACACGGAGAGGAACUGAAAAUCAACGACAACACUGUCACAUGGCAGCUGCUUGAAGAAGAUGAGGAGAAGGAUGUAAUGAAGAAGAUAAUAGAGGCUCAACAAGGAUCAUUCAGCAGGUCCAGAGGCAGAGGUGGAAGAGGAAGAAGAGGCCGAUGGGGAAGAGGUGGCAGAGAUCAAGGCAGAACUCAGUACCAAGGAAAAAAGAUUAAGUUUGAAAGUGAUUAUGAGCAUGAGGAGAAGGCUGUACCUAUAAAGAGAGAACGGGAAGAUCCCGGUUAUGGUCCUGCAGCAAAAGUUAUCAAAACUGAAAAUGGAUCUUAGUUAUGACUUAAAAUCAGUUUUUCUUUAAUG
This is a messenger RNA of Pelmatolapia mariae (spotted tilapia), 1317 nucleotides long. RefSeq names its product small RNA binding exonuclease protection factor La (gene ssb). Gene Ontology annotation, molecular function: mRNA binding. Gene Ontology annotation, cellular component: ribonucleoprotein complex; nucleus. Gene Ontology annotation, biological process: tRNA processing. The transcript has 12 exons. NCBI's taxonomy places the organism in Eukaryota, Metazoa, Chordata, Actinopteri, Cichliformes, Cichlidae. The record is from RefSeq and is a predicted model, not a curated record. Bases 103 to 1287 code for a protein of 394 amino acids.